Equus caballus (horse) is the source of this 12312-nucleotide messenger RNA. RefSeq names its product XK related 5 (gene XKR5). The record is from RefSeq and is a predicted model, not a curated record. NCBI's taxonomy places the organism in Eukaryota, Metazoa, Chordata, Mammalia, Perissodactyla, Equidae. Gene Ontology annotation, biological process: apoptotic process involved in development; engulfment of apoptotic cell; phosphatidylserine exposure on apoptotic cell surface. Gene Ontology annotation, cellular component: plasma membrane.
CCGCCUUGGGGCGGCGGGCAGGGGAAGGGGCGGGGGCCGAGGAGGCGGGCCUGGCGGCAGGAGGUGGGGGCCGCGGGCCCGGCGCGGAGGAUGCAUGCGGUGGUCCUGGGGCUCUCCGCCCUGCUGCUGGCGGCCGACGAGAGCGCGCGCCUCUGCACUGUGGUUUACUACUUCUCCGCAGGACAGCUCCUCUGGGGGGGACUGGCCCUGGCUGUGCUGCUGCCCGGCUGCUUGGUGCAGGGCCUGAGUUAUCUGUGGUUCCGAGCAGAUGGACAUCAAGGUCAUUGCUUGCUGGUCCUGCUGCACGGCCUACAGCUUGGCGUGUGGAAGCGGCAUUGGGACGCCGCAUGCACUGUUCUGUCGAAGGAGUGGAAGGCCUCCCACCGGGGCCAGCUGCUGCUGCAGGAGGCCGACCUGUCAGCCCUCCGCCUCCUAGAAGCCCUGCUUCAGGCUGGGCCCCACCUGCUGCUUCAAACGUAUGUUUUUCUCGCCUCGGACUUCACUGAUGUUGUGCCAGGGGUGAGCGCCCUGUGCUCCUGGUCCGCGCUGUCCUGGGCCCUGGUGUGCUAUGCUCGUUCCAUGGACUCCAUGAAGCCAGGUCGCCUCUCCAUGCCGUGGGCUGCCCUCCUCUGCCAGCAACUCUGGAGGAUGGGCAUGUUGGCAGCCCGCGUCCUCAGUCUGGUUCUGUUCUUCAAAACUUACCACAUCUGGGUUUUAGUUGUUGGAGGUGCUCACUGGCUGGUGAUGACCUUCUGGCUGGUGGCACAACAGAGUGACAUCAUCGACAGCACCUGCCACUGGAGGCUGUUCAACCUGCUUGUGGGAGCCGUGUACGUCUUCUGCUACCUCAACUUCUGGGACAGCCCUUCCAGAAAUAGGAUGGCCACGUUCUACACGAUAAUGCUGCUGGAGAACGUCAUCCUUUUGCUAUUGGCCACUGACUUUCUCCAGGGGGCCUCGUGGACCAGCCUGUGGACCACAGCAGGAGCCUUGUCUGGAUUUCUGAUUGGCAGUGUCUCGCUGGUAAUUUACUACAGCCUGCUACAUCCUAAAUCCACAGACAUCUGUCAGGGCUUUGUAAGGGAGUCCUGUGACACCUCAGGGGGUGAUAAAGCAGAGAGAGCAUCUUCUCCAUGGGCCACGGCUCCAGCUGGGGAGAGGCCGGGGAGCCCAGCAGAGAGCCACGAGGAAGGCUAUGAGCUGACAAGUCUGGGGAAGCCCCCCAGUCCACAGUGGGGCCCCCCAGAGGCUGGGCUGGAAAGCCAGAUUGUUGGGGAAGACUCUUUCCUAGGUCACCACCACUGGCUAUUGAUGAAACUUGCCCUAAAAACAGGAAAUGUGUCUAAGAUCAAUGCAGCCUUUGGAGACAACUAUCCUGGAUGUUUUUGUCCCCCUGCAUGGCAGUUGAGCCAACACUACCAGCAGCAGAAGCCCCCGUUUUCCCAGCAAGAGCUCCCAUCAUUGCCCCAUGACCUCCUGACCUCAGAGAAAGGCUCUGAGUUUCAAGGCAUCCCGAAAGCAGCCUCUAACCUGUUGGAAACCUCAACCUAUGUCUCUUUUGCCAGUGAUAACCAUGAUGAUGCUCCCGCCCAGAAGCUGUCAGCUACACCACAGGAGGGCAGCCCCAAGGAAGGAGCCGGGGCUGGUUCUGGGACAUGGGGCAGGGGUGCGAGUGGGCAGCCGAGAGGAGGGGAAGGACAGGAGAGCUCCACGCUGUACUUCAGUGCCACCACUGAAGAGGUCACGUGCUCAAACCCAGAAGGUGGGCAGGCAACUCCAAAGACACUCCAUUCUGGGAGGAGGUUGGGAAAGGGCAGCCCUGCCCAGCUUGCCUCCCCUCGGCCGGCCACUCAGCCCUUUCCCAUCACCAUGGCCAACAUCAGCCCAAUCCUUGGCACGGGCCCAGGUAGAAGCUUCCGCCCCAGUGCAGGCUUCCCUGGCAGAGCCCCAGGUGGCUCAGAGCGUGAAGAGCAGCAGGAGCCCACGAGGAACCUGAACCCUUCUUGUACCACUGGCACACAGAUGUCACUGCCAAAGGUGAGCCUGAGGCCCGCAGACGAGCCCUGCCUCACGUCCACCCCCAAGUCUGAGUCCACCCAGAGGGACUGCAGCGGCAGGGGGAGGCUGAAGACCGAGACAAUUUCUUCAUCUGACCUCAGGUAUGGUGGGAUAACACAGCAGGCUGGCAAGCCAAGCUGGCCAUCGGGUGUCGAGAUCGGAGGAACCCCACUGCUGACACCUACGCCCUUGCGUCCAUCACGUGGCCCUCUCGACCUCUGCACAGUUGAAAACUGAGAGAACCAGAUUAGGUUAUUUCUAAGAUCCCCUGUGAACACCACAUACCACAUGUAUGCAUGGAAGACGUUCUUUGACACAGUGUGGGAGGAGGAAAGGCUUCCAGUCAAAAUUGCCUGCUUCCUUUCUCAAACUAUAUCAUCCCUAUUUUUCUCUUUUCUUUUUUUUUUUUUCUUUUGCUCUGGCUUCUAGGAAACUCAAAGGUAAAACCCACUGUCCUAUUUUAUUCUGGGUUCUUAUUGCAACUAGCUUCUCCAGACACUAGGUGGUUAUUAAUCUCUCUUUUUUUUUUUUAAUGUAUUCUAGCUACAUUAUUUUCUGAAAUCUUGUGCUAAGAUAACACAAGCCCUUUCUAGAAGUUGAUGUGAAAUGUAUGCUUACAAUCACCAACCUAAGUUGGAAUCUAAGCAGAUUCCAUUCUGAGAUUCCUCUAUCUCUUUGGCAGAGCCUAAAUGACAUUUUUCUGUUAAACACACCGUUCUCCUCCUCACCAGGCAGCCAGAAGUUCUGUGUCAGGUCCCUCUUCUCUGCUACUGACUUUACACUCCAUUUCCUUUAUCUCCAAACUCUGCUCCCUCCUCCAUUCAGAGUGAGAUACUCUCUGUGAUUUAAGUUCAUCCAACGAGAGGGGAAUUAAUGUCUCAUUCCCCUCGUGCUCUCUCUUUCUAACUCUUCCCCUUAAAUGCAUUCUUUGUGGAUCAAUAUUUGCAUCAUUUCUGUAAACUUUCCUUCAUAGCCCGUUAAGGAAGUCCAAUCAUAAACCAUUGAAGUGGAAGGCAGUCCACACUCGGAGGGCUGGGUACUAUGUGGUUCUGGCCCAUUUUACCUUUUCUACACACUUGAUCUUAGCCAAAAGGCCAAGAAGUGAUUUUUUUUUACCUUUUCCAAACACCUCUGGGUUCACGGACAAUAUUCGAGCCCUAAAGAGGCUCUACUCCCUGUAGAGUAAACUAGCUCAACUCGCACAUGCCAAGAGCAUGUGCCAACAUUUUCUGCAGGAAGCUCUCGGGCCAUCAGCAUCUCCAUUGCCAGCCACAUAAGCCACUAUGAGACAGCAGACAGUGACUGAGCACUUUUGGAGCAACAGGUAAAUACAGAGUAAGGCGAGUUUAUUAACAGAACAGAAAACCAUCCGCGGUUACUCUCCGAUACUGUUGUAGCAUCUUGGUUCCUCCUCCACCCAGUCUCACACCCAACCAGGAACCUGGGCCUCUUCCUUGACUCCUAGCAGACCCCCACCCCCUGUUCCUCCUCCCAGACAACUCAAGCAUUGCCCUUGGUGAUGACCUUGCCUUCUGCCCCAGGUCCUCAGGGGUUUGCCCUCUGGUGAUCCCUUGCUAAACUUGAAUGAGGUGCUCCUGUGAAGGCUGACGAAGGGUUGCAAAUCCUAGCUUUGAGUUCUGUGGGGCCCAGCACAGGGCCUGGCACGGAGCAGGCACUGGGACACUAUAGGGUGAAUUAAUUCGCGGCUGCUUUAGCCAUGAAUUGUGGCUUUGUGUGUGUCUCACUGCUCUCAAGCAGCUAUAGCAAAAUACCAUAAGCCAGGGGCUUAAACAACAGCCAUUGAUUUCUCACAGCUCUGGAGGCUGGAAACCCAAGAUCAAGUUGCCAGCAAUCCAGUUCCUGGGGGGACCCCUUUGCAGGUGGGCUCACAAACGCCCACCUUCUCCUGUGUCCUCACACGGUAGAGACAGGAAGCAAGCUCUGGGGUGUCUCUUCUUACUCGGGCACUGAUCCCAUCAUGAGGGCCCCACCCUCAUGACCCAAGCUAAACCUAUCGCCUCCCAAAGGCCCCCCCUCCAAACACCAUGACAUCAGGGGUUAGGGCCUCAAGGGGACACAGUUCAGUCCACAACAGUGCAUAUCCUGUUCGAAGGGCCUUUGUGUCAUGGGGGAAGGUAGAGGUGGCAUGCAGGGAAUUUGCUUAUUCUCUUCAAACUUUCCAGCCCUUGAACAGGUUAGAAAUCCUCUUCAUUCACUCAUUUAAGAGAUUGGUAUUGAGUAUACAGCAGGCACUAAGUAGACAGAAACCAAGGUGUUUAUUUGCUGUUAAGGGGCCCGUAGACCCGUGUGGGCCUCUCCACUGGCCUAUUCAUUUCACACCUCCAGAAAGUGUAUCCCCAGGUGGUGAAAACAAUCAGAAAAUAUACAUAUAUUUGUUAGCGAAGAUUAAUAAAUGGACACUUAAUUCUAAAAAGUGCUUAUUGAGCGUCUACUGAAUGCUAGUCACCAGGAGCACAGCUGCACACGAGGAGCUUCAGCAAACACUCAGCAGGGAAGCGAGUUGGUGAGCUUAUUGUGUCCACUCCGAGACGGGGCUGCGGGAACCGGCAGCAGGCUCACUCGGCAGGAAUGACGCGGUUGCCGUCUUCAGGGACGGGGCAUCCUGUGAAGAGGACUUGGGGUUUUUCCUGCAGGGUGACGCGCACCCUGAGAAGCACAUCAGGGCUCACCAUGGGGUCUUCAAGGCAGAGUUCUCCGGAGGCGGAAAGGCCCUGUCAGUUGUCAAGGGGUUUAUACUUCAUGGGAGGUGCUCCAAGAAAGCCUGGACAGUCCCUUCGCCCAGAGGCCAUGGAGGGAAUUCAAGGACUAGAAAAUUCAGCUCAAAAUGAUCUUUUAGAUCCUGACCCCAUGACUCUGUGCAAGAGCAAGUGGGGGCCACAGACACUUCAGUGUCUGUUCUGGGGAGUUUUCCUCCCUCAGGGAGAAGAAAAGAACUAGAGGAUCAAAACCAGCGCCUUGAGGGGGAUCUGAAGACGGCACGUCAGCCUCCCCGCCCUUCCAGACGCCCGCCAGCCAGGUUUCUGAGUCAUCUAGAAUAUCCAGCCCACGGAGAUCCAUGACGUUCCACCCCAGGAGACCUCAGGUCUCAGCCUGAUGGAAGGAGAAUCAGGAAAACCAGAGCUGGAAAGAAGUUAAAACAGUAAAAAAAAUUAUUUUUUUGAGGACUAUUGCAAUAGGGGAAAAGAGACCUUGCUUUGAACUGGGCUCAAUUCCAGAUACCACAUGGACAAGUGGGGUUUAUAGCCAAGGAGCAGGGUGGGCUCAGUGGGUGGAAAAUUACUAAGAGGAAACCUUGGCAGCUUCAGGCUAAAUCAACUUAAUGGGAAUCUUGCUGAAGGCAGGGCCAGGUGGUCAGACAUCAGCUGGGUGUCAUGGGGGAUGAGGAAUUUGACUAGAUAGAGAAGGUGAUCAAAUAUUGGGGGCAGGGGAUUCUGGUUAAAUUCACUUAGCAGGAUUCCUGCUAAAAUGGGACAAUGCAGAGAGGAAUAAGGACGAAGACCUAGUGACAAGUCCAGAGGACCCUGAAUAGUGUUGGGUCAAGGACAGAGUCUUUCUCAGGGGGAUGUGGAGAGCAGCAUUGGUGACCCUGCCCAGGACAGAAGGGCCUUCUCUGAGCCAGGAUGUCUGGCCUUUCCCCUCUACCCCGAAGGCUUGCCACGGACUGAAUGCUCACCGCUACCUGGAGAAAGAUAGUUAUUGGACAGAGCGUUCUGCAUUACUAUAUUGCUUGUCUUAAUCUCUGUGGCCAGAAUUCAUGGAGCACAAUUACGACAUUUGGAGCAUCAGCAGACUUUGGCAGUGCCAAUGCUCUCAAAGCAGGGACCACCAGGAACCAUCUAGCGUUGAGCCAGCUGAGUUUAUGACUCAUGGCAGUGAGGGAGAAUGCACCCAGGGGGUCAUCUCAGGAAGAGGGUGUUAGAAGGACUUAGAGGAUUUGGGCUUUGGUUGGGUGGAUUUGGAGAGGGCCCGAGGAAGUGGGGGAUCCCUCUGGACUGGGUGCAAUUCUACUAUCGUGUAUCACAAUAAACCUCAUCUACAGAGAGGGCAGACUAGAGCGAGAAGGAACCUGUGAUUGGGGAAGAAGCAGCAUCACCCUCUGGACUCAAAGGGUGUGGUGUUUUGCAGGCUGCGUGGUGACCCUACUUUUGUCUCAUCUAUCAGGUCUCCGUGUGGCCUUAUUGAAGCUGAUAUUCUGUGAGAUCUUUUGUGGCCAACAGAACAUGUGGCCUGAUUGCGGGCAUCAGACGAGCUCCCAGAUGUCAGGGCUGCUCUUUCCUCCCUCAGAAUGUCAGUAGUGGCUUGACCGCUGUUUGUUAGGUCAAGUGGGGUAUGUUUGUUCUAGUGUAUUGACGCUACUGCUUCAGGGAGUGGCUGUCACUCAGAACUCGGAAACGUGCAUUGCUCCCAUGGUAAUGGCUCUAAGAGCAUUUGUCCUAUAUCUGCUGUGGCACCUACUUUUCACAUUUGUUUAAGCCUCUCUCACUUCCCUCUUCUCCCAUGAAGCUACACAGGAAGCAGCAAAAGGACUCUGGUCUCCGUAAACACUACAGGCUAUACAGAUAUUCCCUUCCUUGUCGUUUCCACCAAAAGCAGGCAACCCUGGCUCUCCAGGACCUGCUGGGAAUCAGGGCUGAUUUAUUUCCCUAAAUCUUUCCGUAACCUUGUACCCUCCUUGCGGCAGGCUCGUUUCUCCAGCCCUUCGCCCUGGGGAGGCCUGGCCUGACGGAUGGCCGUGGCAGGCACUCAGUAAACACCCCAUAAGUAGAGCUGAAUGUCUGGGUUCUUCUGAUUUCUGACUAAGGAUUUUACCUCUCAUAAGCAAAGCUUCUUGACAACCAUUUUGGAAGCGGGUCUUUGCAAACCGACUACCACCCCCUGCCUUUUCAGCGGAGGACACCGGCAUCUCAGAACGGGACUGCGUCUCUCACGCUCACAUAGGGUAAUUGAAAGUCUAAUAAAGGGACUGUUUGCAACGUCGUGGGGUGGAGUUGCAGAAACCAAGGAGGGGUGGCUGGGCAGCACCCCAGCUUGCUGUCACGCCCUUGGGGGCAGGAGAGGGGGCCACCAUCAGACCCAGGAGGGCACUAGCUGCUGCCCGGUCGCCAAGGGAUCUGCGCUGUGGUCUUGGCAGGGACUGAGGCCAACCCACAGUGACCUGGCAAGAGGAAGUCAAGGAAAUGAAUGCCCUGUCCCCACUCCCUGGCUGGUACUGCCAGGCCAGACAUACCGGGAGCCAAGGACAUGGAGCUCACAGUGCUGUCUCCAAAAUCAGCUCCCCGAGCCAGCGCAUCGUGGAGAGACCAGCCUGGGGGAGCUGGGAACAACCACAGUCACCACACGACGCCCUCAGGACAUCCUUCACAGGCUGUGGGGCACUUGGCCUCUAUAUCAAACACCCAAGCUGUGGUCCUUUUAAAUGUGUGCCUGCUUUUUGUCAUUGUCCUCACCCCUCAAACAAGAGGAAAAUAAAAUUUAUUUUUAUGUAUCUAGUUACUUAAGAUCUGAACUGCUGGUUAACAUCUUUCCUUGGCUUUUGCAGGCACAGCGACAUAGUUCAUUGCAGGUACUUCUGGUAAGAAGCAGGAAAAUACAAGUGGAAGUUUUACAUCUUCUGUCUGCUUAUGACAUCAAAAGGGAGCCUGGAAAGAGGGCAACUUUAGAAGACCUUGUUAUAGCCGUUUUGUAACAUACUGGAGUGGUACAGCUGGAAAAGAAUCAGAUAUGAUGUACCUGGCUUAAGUUCCUUCCUUAAAAGCAGGUGUAUUUGUCAGCUUUGGGCGCAUAACGAAGAGCACAACACUUCAGUGGCAUAAAACAGCAAGUGAUUAUUUUUCACUUGGGUUGCAUGUCAUCUAAGGGGGCUCCUCUUCAGGUUGCAGGUCAAAGUCACAUGUGCUCCCCAUUCUGGGGUAGAUGGCAGUGGACACGCUGGUCAGACGUUCCCAGAGGGGCAGGUGGAAAUCCGAUGCACUGCCACUCCUGCCCAUGUUGUGUGGCCUCCACAAGUCACAGAGCCAAGCCCAACUUCCAUGGGCGAUGUUAGAACAAUAGUCUACCGAAGCCAGUCGACACCAUUUCACUCGUGUCCUGUUUCUCCGUUUCGCGAUCCUGGACUUCAUGGCUGUAGAAUUUAAAACAGCAGGAAAAGUCAACGCACACCUCCCCAAACCUGUGGAUUUAUAAAUCCAGAAACAGAUUCAACGCACACCCUGGAGCCUCUAACUCCAGAGACAGGUUUAAUGGUCACACCCUGACGUCUCUGUUUUUAAAAGUCAAAAAAGAGAUUUGAUACACAUUUCCGCUCACCAUGCCACAGAGUUGUCAGGGGCUCCAUGACCCGUAUUUCUGUCCUGGCUUGCCCAUUUCUGCCUUAGUUUUGAGUCUACAUUCCUUCCUGUCUUUUAACCCCAGUCGGCCUAUCAAUUCCUAAAAGUAGGGGGUUUUCAUAGCACUUGGAAAGGCAACUGGAGCGACCUGAGAGAAGAUCCAGAAAGUAGGGCACUGAGUGGGGUCGAGACAGGAAACCCGGCUCCCCUAGUUGGCUCCGAGCCCCUUCUCUCCUAGAGGAGAGAGAGGGUGUUUACAGAGCAGUCAAUUGCCUGCAGAAAGUCCUGGAGCCAUGAGGCCCUGGGCAGCAGCCCCCUGGGAGGGUGUGAACCCCCCGUGAAACACCUCGUUUCUGCUCAUGCUCCGUAGACCAAGGGGGUAGGUUAACCUAAGAAAUUGUCAGGCAGAACAGCGGUCUUGGUUUUUCGUAUUAUAUUCUGCUAUGCCAAGCAUGAAAUUUUUAAAUUCCUUUUGAGCUGUUUCCUGAGUCAGUUCUCAAGCUAAAUGCUGAUUACACUUAGGGUUUUUUAAGCACCAAGAAAGGAUUUGUUUUAAAACCCAGUCUGGUGGCUCUCUUUAAAAUAGGCUGUUACUUUUCUGUCCUCCCUAAUCUCGUUCUACUUUCCAUACUGUUUAGGAUGACCGACUACCCUGGUGUCCCCAGGACUGGGCAGUUUUCUGGAAGGUGAGAUUUUAGGCCUAAAACCAUAUAGUUCCAGGCCAGAAAGGAUGACUGGUCACACUCAUACUAUUAGCCCCAUUCACUGUUUCUACUUUAACAUAGCCACCAGGUCAGAGAGGAGAGAAAAUCCUCUGCGGUUAAAAAUCUGGGAGAAAAUGCGUUUCCUGAAAUAAGCUCCUAUACCACUAAGCCCCCAUCCCCCACCCCAUCAAUCUUGCAGAAAUCAAUCUGACUAAUGUCCCCCUUGUUAAGCAUGACCACAAGGUCCAUAGAAUUGUUGACUUCAAGCUACACGCAAUCAGGAGAGAUCCUGUUCUGAAGUCAGAGCCAUAAUCCAGAUUUUCAGUUAACAUCUCUUAGGGAGGAAAUUUCCCAUGGAAAAAUACCAUGGAAAAUCGUUGACUUUGACCACACGGAUCCAUUCAUUAUGGCGAGACUGUAAUUACAACAUUGCCGUCAGGGUUUCCAUUAUAAAUGGAUCUAAAUCUUGGUGGAACACAAUUCUUUCCAGCUGGAGUAAGCCAUGGACAGGUUUUCAGCCCAUUGUGGAUUUGUUUACAAAUUGGCCAGGCUGGGAGUUGGGGGAGGGUCAGAGGGGGAAGAUGAGCUUGGGGGUGGAAUAAACAACACGGACUUUUGUGCUUAGUGUGUUCUUUAAACUGAAACUAAGAACACAAACAACAACCAAGCAACCAAGGUCAAUCAAGGAUGUCACUCUGACCUGAAAAUUUUGGAUUUAAAGGCGACCCUUUGUCUUUAACUUACUUUAAAAGAUGGAGCGUUCAAUAAAGGAACAGAGAUUUGCUUUUUUUUUUUUUCUCAUACCUGAAGUUUGGUCAACCAAGGAAGAAAUGAGCUUUGGGCUCCCUGCGCCUUUGAGGGAAACAGCGUGGUGGGGAGAUCACUGCGGGAGAUGAGACCCGGGUUCUCUUCCGGCUCUUUUUCUAGCUAAUUCUGUGAUUGUACAUAAAUCACUUCAUCUUUCUGAGCUUCAGUUUCCUCUUCUAAAAAUCAAGGAUGCUGUUUGUUGGUCUGGCUAGAUUAUGAAAUUAUGUGUGGCCACUGAGGCGAUGGGUAUGCACUGUCUUACCCCAGUGACAGGUCCUCUGCUCAUUCUGUCACCCCUCAAGCUGACGUCCUAGCUGCCCUCUUGGAGUGGAGUCUGAGAGUCAUCCUAUAUAGUCAGAGCCAUGUUUCCUGAGACCACAGAAGAAGGGAGACACCUCCACACCAUGUUCUGGAUACUGACUCAUCCCACAGCAAAUGCAUAUGGCACCCCGAUGGAGGCUUAAGCUUGUUUUUACUAAGAAGUUUUACAGGAAUUGCUCCAAAGCCAUGAAAUCACUUUGGGGCAUCCUGCCAUGGUCUUGUGACCUUGAAGGACAGGAGGGGCAAAGACUUCAUCCAUGGAGCCCUGCGGGUGGGGCAGAGACACUUCUCCAGCCUUGUAGGUUCGCACAGCGAUAAAAUGACCCUUACAAAACAACUGAUAAACAAAACAGGAAUUUCAAAAAUGUUAGGUCCCGGUCUUCCCCUCUUGUCCCAAGAAUAUCUAGGAAUAGUGAAGGGAGAGGGGUCAAUUCAGGUUGCAGAUCACGUGUUGGCUUUAAAUCACAUUGCAAAGUGAAUCACAAAGAGAAAGUUCUACUCGGAUAUCUGGACCCCACUUUCCAUUCUCACAUGUCUUAAGAAUUUGAAGGUCAAUAUAUUUUUUCCCCAGCCGUCAGGAAGUAAUGUGAUUAAUCUGAGUAAUGGAGCUAGGUGGUCAAAGGUCCAAGUUGAAUUUUGUAAGGUUAUGAAAACUUUCAGGGUUUUAAGUCAUUUUUUUAAAAUCACUGUCAGCUAAAAGCUUAAUCUGGCUUAGUUUUGACUUGGGUUUAAGAUAAAUGGGCAAUUGCCUCCUUCUCUCACUUAAUUCAUGAUAAUAUUUAGCCAUAAUUCUGAGCUGCAAAGAGCCGGGUCUGUGUAGAGAUCAACACUGCACUGACACAUUAAUGCAUUAGGCACCUAUCAAUCUUGUCAACUUUCCUAACGAGGGCAUUCUGGGGCGCUCUUUGAAUAGUCGUAUAUUAUGGAGUUAAGCAUACUUCACAUUCAUGUUUUGCUUUAAGACCUAAUGCUGUUGUAAUCUCACAUAAUUCCCAAUCUUGGACAGAGAUCGGGGACCACGGAGGACUGGAAGCUUAGUUCAAGCUUGGCACUUGGCUCCCUGCUCAGUAGGUGGCGCCCUUGUGCCUCCAUCAGCCCACUGCCAGCCUCGCAUAGACGCGCACACUUCCUGGAGGCCAGUUCUCAUGAAUCACGCUCCAUCUCUUGUCCUUUUCAGUGUGAGCUUGGUUGGUUGAGUCUCAAUUCGUUGCCUGCAGUCACACACACAAACACCCCAUGUGGACCAUACAUGGGCUGGUGAAAGGCUUGACACAGGCAGUACCUGCUGCGUUUUCCCGGCAAGUGGAGGACCUGUCUUUGUUGAAGUCCUGUGCUUAAGGGUUUAUUGAGAUGAUUAGGUGUUCAAAUGCAGUUAUCUAUUUUUUGGAAAAAGAAAAUACGAAUUCACAUUGUCAAUAGCAAGUGCCCUCAAAUUUGAAGUCAGCAGUUAUGACAUAUCCAGCAAGGGCUUACUCACGAAGCUAAGCAUGCUCAUUCUUGGGGCUGGACCCGCACAAUUCCUGGCCCACGUUUUAUGUAACGGGGUCAGAUAGGCUCAUUUUUAUUAUGGGGACCCAUGAAUCAGGCUCCUAUGGCUAUUGUCAUUAAGGAAAAAAAGGCAUUUUCUGUGUCUCUUCAGGGACAGUGAGCUGUGAAAGGUGACACGAGUUCUACGGUAUCCCUAGCUCCCGCGUUUAGUCUACAUUUUAUGGAUCUAGAAAGUGCUUCUCAUUUCUAUGAGGUGAAAAUUGUGCUCUUCUCAGACAAUGAAAUAUUACUCAGGACUAAAAAGAAAUGGGCCAUCAAGCCAUGAAAAGACACAGAGGAAGCCUAAAUGCAUGUGACUGAGUGAAAGCAGCCAAUCUGAAACAACUACAUACAGUGUGAUUCCAGCCAUAGGACAUUCUGGAAAAGACGGAACUGUGGAGACAGUAAUAGGAUCGGUGGUCGCCGUGGUUGGGAUGGGAGAGACGGUUGAAUAGGCAGAAACAGGGGAUUUUUAGGCAAUGAAACUACUCUGUAUGAUACUACAAUGACGAAUACACAUCAUUAAACAUUUGUUCAAACCCACAGAA